Molecule: messenger RNA, 1336 nt
Organism: Monomorium pharaonis (pharaoh ant)
Lineage: Eukaryota; Metazoa; Arthropoda; Insecta; Hymenoptera; Formicidae
Gene: MsrA
Product: peptide methionine sulfoxide reductase
Exons: 4
Coding region: 163-984 (273 amino acids)
Molecular function (GO): peptide-methionine (S)-S-oxide reductase activity
Source: RefSeq, a predicted model, not a curated record
GCGCUCGCUUUCCCCGGGUCUCGGGCGGGCGGUAUCGUAUCGUCGUCGCCUGGCGAUACCGGUUUAACGGAUGCCACCGUGGAAGUGUCACGGAACGACGCGGCAUCCACUCCGCGUGAAAGUGAGCGGCGUAUCGUCGUGGAUCAGCGGGAGCCGCCGAGGAUGUCGCGAUCAUCGUGCCGCGUACUCGCCGUAAUUGUGCUGUCGUGUCUGGUCCACGUCCCGCUUGCGUAUCCUAACUGCUCCAUUUCGGCGUCCGAUCAGUGGUGCGGACCUACGUGCCCGAGCGUCUUCGAGCGUAACGAUGUUUGUCCGAUGUUCAGGACGAUGCCGGGCCAGCUGGAGAAGAUCAAGGGUGGCGGCAAGCGCGCCACCUUCGGCAUGGGCUGCUUCUGGGCGGGGGACUCCCUCUUCGGGGUGCUACCGGGUGUCAUCAGAACCUGCGUCGGCUACGCCGGCGGCACCAAGGAGUCUCCGGCAUACAAGAACAUGGGAGACCACACGGAGGUCAUCGACAUCGAGUACGAUCCAGAACUGGUGUCCUACACGCAUCUACUGAGCUUGUUCUGGAACAAUCACGAGUACAGCCUAACAAGGAAGAUAAAGAGACAGUACAUGUCACUGAUCUUGUACCAUGAUGAGGAGCAAAGGUUGCUAGCUGAAAAAUCACUUGAACAGGAACAACGAAAGCGCGGAGAAGUUUUUGUCACGGAGAUUAAGAAGUUUACACAUUUUUAUCCAGCUGAGGAUUACCAUCAGAAGUAUCGACUACAGAAUCAUCCGUGGCUAAUCGAAACCAUAGGCCUCACGCCGGAAGUUCUGUGCGCCUCUCCACUGGCGACCAAAUUGAACGGCUACAUCGCGGGUGCUGGCACCAUCGAACAAUUUGAGAGAGAACUACCGAGCUUAGGAUUGAGCGAGAAAUCGGCGCAAUAUUUAACGAAGUAUAUUGUCGAAAAUCAGGGCAGCGGUUUGUACUGCUAGCACAUCUAGUUACAAUGGAAAAAAAUUACCGAGAAUAUUUUCUACACUAAUAGACGUAGGCUGGACAUUAUUCGAUCUCUUCACAAGAGGAGAACUGCACACGCACAGCCUGAUACAUGUACUAUGUAUACUGGGUGUCGCAAAUAUCUCAAAUGUUCACGCGAACACCGUUUAUACAAGUUCGUAUUAUAUAAAUUCAAUAUUUAAUGCCAUUGUAUUUAACAUCCGUGUCCGUAAGGUAUAAAAAAGUAUCUUACAGCUCACGAGCUCCGAUGCUCACUCUUAAUUUUAAUAGCAGAUUUGCUGACUUGGAGUCAGCUAUUCUUAAUAAAAAUCAUUGACAAUUUUCAAA